AUGAGACAUGUAAGUGCUUGAGUUGUCUGUAAUAAACAUAUCUGGUAUCCAUGUAAACACAACCGGCCACAUAAAUGAUGUCUCAUUCGUGUUUGAACUUUAUAUUCUUAUACAGAUUGUUGCUACACAUUGCUUUUCUUUUAUUUUUAUUUCAGUUCAAUUGGAAAAGAUGGCGAAAAAAACACCAAAGUUUGGAGCCUUGCCAACUUUCAGUAUGCCUAAGAGAAGUCAUGACAUGGUGAGACCUGUUGCAUGUCCAUUGAGAUCUGUGGUAGAAGACAACCUGUUACAGAGAGCCACCAGAAAUACUAUAGUAGCUUCAGUGACCUCUGUAAAAGAGUAAAAACUUUGAAAACAUUGCAGGAAUGGACAGUCCAAGAACUAGAGAAUAGACUUCUAUUACAAAAGAAAAGUGCGGUAAUGCUUCCAGAAUUUGAGUUGAUGAUUGAUGAUAGUCUGGGGUUUAGAAUUUCUGUCUAA
Molecule: messenger RNA, 480 nt
Organism: Pocillopora meandrina
Lineage: Eukaryota; Metazoa; Cnidaria; Anthozoa; Scleractinia; Pocilloporidae
Source: the annotation of a GenBank genome assembly